AGCUUGAAGCCUUUUGGUAAGAAUGCCCAGGACAUCAUGCGGCUGUCUGCUCGUCAUCGUUAGCGUCAUCAGGAAUUCUGCGUGCUAUGACAUCGCCAGCACCGUGAGCUGAGCGAAUUUGUUUCGUGAACUCGCGUUCGGUCGAUUUAGCUCUUUUGGUCGAUUUAUACUUUUGUGUGAGUUUUAGAAGCGGUCAACGUUUUGCGUAGGGGUGUUGGAUAGCGUCUGGGUUGUGAGACGAUGAUGUUAAGAUGAGCGAAGGCAGGUGACGGCCAUGGCCGCGUAGUAGCGCAAUUGGAAUGUGUCACGGCUGAUUUCGUACUCCAUUUUGCCUACUUAGUCGAGAUUCGGGGAUUAUUCAAGUAUCUCGGCGUUGUGGAGGCAAGGGAUGCUCUAAUUUUUGUUGUGGUUCGGUGGAGGCUUGAUGAGCGGAGUGAGUUAGAGGGAUAGCUCUCUCAGGAACUGCCGCAGCUUUCACAAGCUGUUGAGUGUAAGUCGUAUCGCUGUCGCAGCGCUCGGACGUCGUUCAUCGCAUUUUGAGAGGGUUAUAAGAUUGCCCCUUGUUGGGUAAUGCCCUGGCGGUAUUGUGGCAUUGGGAGGACUAGUAUGUGAAAGGAACGGUGUUAUUGCAUAUGACUUUUUUCUAAUUUUUGGACCCUUGUUCGUUGAGUUAACUUGAAUCAAAGCGGAUUGUUGAUUGAUGCUACUAGUUGAAAACGCACGUAACGUUUUUCUACCGACUUCCUACAUCAAGGGCCUAUAAGCUAAACCAGUAUUUUUACUAGCCAGCGGAUGCAGUCAAGCCAAGGUAGUGUAAGUCCUGGUUGUGGAGAGUUACUACAUGUUGGUUGGUGUUCUCGAGGAGGUUGAAAUGCGAGUGAUGCAAGUAGGGCGAACCAUUGACAGAGCGGUGUGGCUGGCCAAACGCGGUGGGGAGUGUCAAAAGUUGGAUCCAGAAAUAACUCGACAUUCAACCCCUGGAAGUUCAAAUUGUGCGCAAUUACGUUUUGUAGCAGACAUCCUCUUCGCGCAAGCUCAGAGUCACAGUUGCAGGAAGGGCACGAGCACUUCAGGCGGGUUAGAGAAUAGGACUGUAAUGAGCGUUGGGAACACUAGGAGGUGCCGUAGGAGGGGGCAGGAUGCGAGAUUCUCAUACCAGCGAGAUGCGGUGGUACUCAGAGAUAUCGACUGCCGCGUUUUGUGAAUCGUUGGACCUGCGGAGGACCCUCUUACUGAAACGGCAGUCGUUUGUUAGGGGUAAACAAAGGCUCCCACUCCUCGAACCUGCCAGUGCAGAAUUUAUUUCUGCUUUGGCCGCUGGAAAAAAUUCACGUCAUACUUUGCAAGUAGGAUGUGGAUUGUCUACGCUAGCCCUUGCUGCAGCUGCGCGAGCCACCAACAGCUGCCUGUUGUCCGUGCAUCAUGAAGCUGAGAAGCAAGAUGUUGUUCGUUAUUUUCUUAAGGAGAUGGAGUUGUCUGAUUAUGUGAGAUUCAUUACAGAGGAUCCCUUGACCUUUAUUCCUCGGAGAGAAGGACUGGAGUUUGUGUUGCUCUCAGGACAGCCUGAACGCUACAUUGAGAUUUUUGAUGUUCUGAAGUUGAAGAAGGGAGCAAUUGUGGUGGCGGACAAUGCCUUAGAUGACGCUACAAAUGAUUACAUUCGACAUGUACGUCGACAACCCGGUGUUGAUUCUUCAACCCUACCUCUGAGCCGAGGCAUUGAAGUAACCAAAAUAGUCACCUGGAAGAUAUUCAAUAGAGGGAGAAAGAAGUUUGAGGGCAUUGAGGAGCUGCUCGCUGAUAAGGAUAGCACGCGUCGACCUGGAGUAGUUCCUGGGUUAUGCAGCAGUUCCCGCUUAUCUGCACGGUCUGGUGAUGCAUCGUCACGAUUCUCUGAUUUCGACGCUGAGGAUGACCUCGAUCAAUCGAAGGCAGCGAGUAGCAUUGGAAGUCCUACACACAGUGAUAGGCAUUAUAAAAGUGGAUAUGCUACAUCAAUAGCGGACUCCGAAGACAAAUUGCUACAACAUGAGGUCAUUGAGCAGCAGUUCAAAUCAAUUCAGAGUCUCGCUGAGCAAUGGCGGAUACAGCUAGCUUCACUCGGUGAAAGUUCUGGCAAUUCCCUGUCAUCUGCAGAAGAAUCGAGGCGUAAACUUCCUGACGAGGAGCCACUUGCACUUUUCAACAGUCAUGAACAGGCCAUAGAAUCGCCAAGCCGUGAAGCUUCAGGAGACCUUGAGCCAGGAAGUCCUCAAAAGGCUUCUACGUGCUUGAAGGAUCUGCUGAACCGUCUUGUUUUAUUGUUUCAUGGUGUUGUCCAGUGCUGCAGUCAGAACAUGAUGGACUUGGAGAACAAUGAUACUUCCUUGCCUUCAAGUGAAGCAUCAAUGGCAGAGAGAGUUGCACCUGAACCCCUUGAGUCUGAUGAGGCUGUUUUUUCUACUGAAGAAGUUGUCUCGGAUUAUGAACAACCCGCCUUUAAAGUAUUUUUUCAGAUUGACAACGGACAAACGGAGGUUACAGUUGAGGGAGUUGACCAAGAAAUGUUGCUCUUUGAUCUCACACAAGCAUUCUACGAAACUGGUGUCAGUGUUAAAAGGGCCAAAAUAGCAACACAAGACACAUGUAUAGUCGACAUCUUCUACGUGGUGGAUGGGGUAACCAAGGCACCACUCUCAGAGUCUCGUGAGGAGGAAGUCAAGAUGCGCAUUUUGGAACGCCUUUCAGAGCGCCACCAGGAAUUAGCAAACUAGUAAUUGAUGCCUAUUUAAUCAUCUGGGAUGAGGGGUUGUCAUCAUUCCCUGUUUUUAUUUUACGUUUGCUUAUGUUAGUUGCCUUCAUUAAAUCAGUACUUCAUCAAGCACAUGCUGAGCCCUUGAUUUCCUUGUUGAAUAUUUUGUCAGGAAUUUUCAGGCACAAAUUGCUGCUAGGCUAGGGAACCUAACAAACCACCUGCGAACCCCUCAUUUGGUAUUUACACCUUAAGUGUAGAUAGCUCUUUUUCAAAAUUUCAAGUAGUAACUAGAAAGCUCGGUAUAGUUGUAAUUUGUACGAUACUAUUUCUCUUAUUAACCCCAAUUUUCCAUUAGGACAGUUCUUAGCUUUUGACUAUAUUUUAUGGCAAGUCUGCAGUUGAGCUGCAGAAUAAUGUCAUACAUCCAUAUUUUAUUCUCUUUUGUCACUUUUAUUGUGCGCAAAAGUUAUGUGGAAGACCUGUACCUAAUGUGGACAAUAAAAGAAUGGUCUUAUGAGAGCAUCUUAUUUGUCAACUUAAA
This is a messenger RNA of Physcomitrium patens, 3275 nucleotides long. RefSeq lists its product as uncharacterized. NCBI's taxonomy places the organism in Eukaryota, Viridiplantae, Streptophyta, Bryopsida, Funariales, Funariaceae. The record is from RefSeq and is a predicted model, not a curated record.